AUGGAAAAUUAAAUAGGGUCUAGUGUUUACUAUAAUUUAAAUUUCAUAAAAUUGCUUCACAGAGACAAUUAUUAGUUUUGUUAAUAAGCUCUAAUUAAAUUAUGGGUAUUAGAAAAAGAUUAAAGAGUUAGAAAUUUAUUAAAAAGCUAAAACUUAAUAAGUUUAUAGAUGUAAAUUUUGUAGAAAGACUGGAAGACUUAAAACGAUAGAAUUGCAGGAGAAAUGUAAUAAAUGUUGAGUCUAAUCGAUUUUUUGCAAGUAUAAAUUUCUUAAGAGGCAAAUGUGAACAAAAGAGAUUAAUAUUUGAAAUAAAUAGAUGAAACAACUGAACAACUUGGUGAAUAUAUUUAAAAUAUCAGUGAAAUGGGGUAAUAACUUAAAUUAAUAACUGACUUUGUUAAUCAUAUAAGAAAAGGUUUAUUUAGAGUUGAGGGAAAAAUAAAUGAGAUGAAGAAAUAACUAAACAGCUUGAGUAAUGACAUAAAAUUUCUUAUGGGAAAAUCUGUUGAAGAACUUUUUGAUAUUAGAAAAUCGAAAGUAUUAAAAGAAGCAGCGCAGAAAAAUGUUAGGUCGAUAUAUGUGCCAUUAAAAACAUUGGAGAUAUUUCAUCAAAUAGAAGAAGGGGAAAAGAAUAAAUAAAAGAGUAUUUUUGAUGAAUUUGGAAAAUUUAUAUGAUAAAAAAGGAAAAGUCAAUGAGUUUUUAUUAGAUGAUAAAGAAGAAGUAUUAUUAAUUCAUGGGGUAGCUGGAUCAGGCAAAAGUACUGCAGCUAAGAAAAUAGAAGAGUUUAUUUGGAAAUUAUAUGACAAUAAUUAAAAAAUUGGGAAUAAACUGUUAAUACCAAUUUAUAUAUCAUUGCCCUCUUUAAAAAAUCCUGUGUUUUAAGCAGUAGAGGAAGCACUUCAUCAAAAUCAGUAUGGUUUUGAUGAGCUUUAAUUGAAAGAAUGUAAAGAGAUGUUAGAAAAGAAAGAUUUCCGAUUUCUGUUGAUAAUGGACAGUUAUGAUGAGAUGAAGUUAGAAAAUAUUUAGAAAAACUUAUAUAUUAAUAAUAAACUGAAAUAGAAUUGGUCAAACCCACUUGUUAUUUUUACUACAAGGAGUGAAAUUUUUCAAAGUAAUAAUUAUUCUCAAUGGUUUGAAUCAGAAGAUAAGAAUAAAUUAAAAGAAGUCUAACUUCAAAAAUUUGAUUCUAAAUAAAUGCAAGAAUAUCUAGAAAAAUUCACAAUUUAAAGUGUUAAAAUGUUGAUUUUUGAAAUUUUUGAAUGGUAAACACAAAUAUUAAAUCAAGGUACUAUCGAUAUCAAUAAAUUUGAAAUUUGUUGGGAAAAAUUGAAAUAAUUUCUAAAAAAAGAUAUAUCAGGAUUACAAGAAGAGAAUCUAUUGAAUUAAAAAUAAAUAAACCUUAUUUAAUCGUUUUUGAAGAAUGAUGAGUUUCUAUCUUUAAAAAGUUAUGAUGCUUUAAGAAGUUUAAGCAUAAAUUUUCAAAAACUGUGGAGCGCUGAAAAGUACAACAAAAUGAUGAGGUAAAUAAAUUUAAAUAAAUUGGUGGUUACUCCUUAUAUGAUGGAGAUAGUAGUUUAAGUGUUGCCCCAAAUGAUAUUUAAAGCAACUGAGGUAAAUAAUUUGAAAUAAAAUUUUAUAAAGAAUUUUUCUCAUACUCUUAAAGAAUUAUACAAAAGUCAAUAUUUAAUUAAAAUGUAUCAUCAAAAAUAGAUAAAACUGGUGGCAUCUUAAAUUGGAUAUGAAAACUCUUAGAAAGUUGAUUAGGAUGAAAAAUUGGAAGUUAAAUUGUUUGAUAUAGAAAAUUUAGAAAAACUAAACUAUCAAGAAUUGGCAUUCAAAUUUUGGGAUAAAAUAGAAGAAAAUUCUAUUCUUAUUCAAUACUAGAUUUCCUAGGAAAAUAGUAUGUUAAAGUCCUAACUUUUGAAAAUAUUUGGACAAAACCAUUUAGAUUAAUUAUCAACUAAAGUCACAAUUCAAAAUGAAAAAAUAAUUGAUGUAUUUAUUGAUGCAUUAAAAGACUUAAAUCUAACAAGUUAUGAUUUUUACGAAGAGUUUAUAAAUUAACACUAUUAGAAAUAAAUAGAAAAGUAGAGAAAAUUAGGAAAAUCUAUAAAUAAUGAUCGUUUUCUGCAUGAUAUAAAAAAAUAUUCAACCAACCUUGCGAAAAAAAUGAGCAUGAAUGAAAUAACUUAAGUCUAAUAUUAAUAAUAUGGAUUAUUGUACAAAGAAGAAGGAGAAAAGGAAAAAUUAUGGCUAAAUGAUUUUUUUAAUGAUGAUGAUUAAUUUGGAUCUUAUAGAAAAGAUAUACGAAGCUGUUCACUUGUGUAAUAAAAUGGAGCUAACUUUUAAUUUGUCCAUAAAUCUAUUUAAGAGUUCUUAAUUGCUGCUGAUUUAUAUGAAGUGUUAGUUUAAUCAAAAGAUUUUGAUAUAUAAAUAUUGAAUACUAUAGUAGAACUGUUGUCAAAAAAAAAUAAUCAAGAAUAAGAUUGCUAAAAUUUUUUAUCAAAUGUAUUCGUAACAAAUUCAAAAAAUUAUAAUUAACUUGAAAAUAUAUCACUUAUGGAAAAACAAGCGUAAAGUGAUGCUGUUUCAUAGACUGUUAAUUCAAUUACUCGUUUAAUCAAAACCAUAAAAAAACACGAAAUUAGUUUUCUUAAUUAUUCCACUGAAAUAUAUGCUGAAACAAGAUAAUACCUCAUUUAAAAAAUAUCAUAAGAAACGAGAAUAAUAGAAUUUUUGAAAUUCUUAGUUCAUCUAACCAAAAUAGAUUAUACUCUUAUAAUUUGUGGAUCUAAUGCAAUUAAUAUAUUGGUUGAAAUGAAAGUGGAUCUAACAAACUAAAAUUUCUAAAAUAUAAGAAUUUAAAAUACUUCUUUAUUUGGAGGUAAUUUUGCAAAAUGCAAUUUAUCAAGAUCUAUAUUAUAAAAUGUAAAUAUAAAUGGAAUUAAUUUAUGCGGAACCUAAAUGUUUGAUUGUAAUUGGAAAAAAUUAAAAAUAAACGAUUUAUAUUAAUUGAAUGGUCAUACUAGUUAUGUCUACUCAGUCUGUUUCUCUCCAGAUGGAAAUAUAUUAGCUUCUGGUAGUGAAGAUAAGUCUAUUUGUUUAUGGGAUGUCAAAACAGGAUAAUAAAAAGCCAAAUUAGAUGGUCAUUACUAUUCAGUCAACUAAGUCUGUUUUUCACCAGAUGGAAAUACAUUAGCCUCUGGUAGUAGUGAUAACUCUAUCUUUUUAUGGGAUGUAAAAACAGGAGUAUCAAAAGUAAAAUUAGGUGGUCAUGAUGAGUGUGUCAACUCUGUUUGUUUCUCUCCAGAUGGAAAUAUAUUAGCUUCAGGUAGUGAAGAUAAGUCUAUUUGUUUAUGGGAUGUCAAAACAGGAAAAUAAAAAGCCAAAUUAGAUGGUNAAUACUAGAUUUCCUAGGAAAAUAGUAUGUUAAAGUCCUAACUUUUGAAAAUAUUUGGACAAAACCAUUUAGAUUAAUUAUCAACUAAAGUCACAAUUCAAAAUGAAAAAAUAAUUGAUGUAUUUAUUGAUGCAUUAAAAGACUUAAAUCUAACAAGUUAUGAUUUUUACGAAGAGUUUAUAAAUUAACACUAUUAGAAAUAAAUAGAAAAGUAGAGAAAAUUAGGAAAAUCUAUAAAUAAUGAUCGUUUUCUGCAUGAUAUAAAAAAAUAUUCAACCAACCUUGCGAAAAAAAUGAGCAUGAAUGAAAUAACUUAAGUCUAAUAUUAAUAAUAUGGAUUAUUGUACAAAGAAGAAGGAGAAAAGGAAAAAUUAUGGCUAAAUGAUUUUUUUAAUGAUGAUGAUUAAUUUGGAUCUUAUAGAAAAGAUAUACGAAGCUGUUCACUUGUGUAAUAAAAUGGAGCUAACUUUUAAUUUGUCCAUAAAUCUAUUUAAGAGUUCUUAAUUGCUGCUGAUUUAUAUGAAGUGUUAGUUUAAUCAAAAGAUUUUGAUAUAUAAAUAUUGAAUACUAUAGUAGAACUGUUGUCAAAAAAAAAUAAUCAAGAAUAAGAUUGCUAAAAUUUUUUAUCAAAUGUAUUCGUAACAAAUUCAAAAAAUUAUAAUUAACUUGAAAAUAUAUCACUUAUGGAAAAACAAGCGUAAAGUGAUGCUGUUUCAUAGACUGUUAAUUCAAUUACUCGUUUAAUCAAAACCAUAAAAAAACACGAAAUUAGUUUUCUUAAUUAUUCCACUGAAAUAUAUGCUGAAACAAGAUAAUACCUCAUUUAAAAAAUAUCAUAAGAAACGAGAAUAAUAGAAUUUUUGAAAUUCUUAGUUCAUCUAACCAAAAUAGAUUAUACUCUUAUAAUUUGUGGAUCUAAUGCAAUUAAUAUAUUGGUUGAAAUGAAAGUGGAUCUAACAAACUAAAAUUUCUAAAAUAUAAGAAUUUAAAAUACUUCUUUAUUUGGAGGUAAUUUUGCAAAAUGCAAUUUAUCAAGAUCUAUAUUAUAAAAUGUAAAUAUAAAUGGAAUUAAUUUAUGCGGAACCUAAAUGUUUGAUUGUAAUUGGAAAAAAUUAAAAAUAAACGAUUUAUAUUAAUUGAAUGGUCAUACUAGUUAUGUCUACUCAGUCUGUUUCUCUCCAGAUGGAAAUAUAUUAGCUUCUGGUAGUGAAGAUAAGUCUAUUUGUUUAUGGGAUGUCAAAACAGGAUAAUAAAAAGCCAAAUUAGAUGGUCAUUACUAUUCAGUCAACUAAGUCUGUUUUUCACCAGAUGGAAAUACAUUAGCCUCUGGUAGUAGUGAUAACUCUAUCUUUUUAUGGGAUGUAAAAACAGGAGUAUCAAAAGUAAAAUUAGGUGGUCAUGAUGAGUGUGUCAACUCUGUUUGUUUCUCUCCAGAUGGAAAUAUAUUAGCUUCAGGUAGUGAAGAUAAGUCUAUUUGUUUAUGGGAUGUCAAAACAGGAAAAUAAAAAGCCAAAUUAGAUGGUUUUACUCAUAAUGUCUCCUCGGUCUGUUUCUCUCCUGAUGGAAAUACAUUAGCUUUUAGUAGUGAUGAUAAGUCUAUUCGUCUUUGGGAUGUCAAAACAGGAAAAUAAAAAGCCAAAUUAGAUGGUUAUACUCAUAAUGUCUCCUCGGUCUGUUUCUCUCCUGAUGGAAAUACAUUAGCUUCUGGUAGUGAUGAUAUUCGUCUUUGGGAUGUCAAAACAGGAAAAUAAAAAGCUUAAUUAGAUGGUCACAGUAGUUAUGUCUACUCAGUCUGUAUUUCUCCUGAUGGAAAUACUUUAGCUUCUGGUAGUGAUGAUAUGUCUAUUCGUUUAUGGGAUGUCAAAAUAGGAUUAUCUAAAGGCAAAUUAAAUGGUCAUACACAUAAUGUCAACUCGGUCUGUUUCUCUCCUGAUGGAAAUACAUUAGCUUCUGGUAGUGAUGAUAACUCUAUUCGUCUUUGGGAUGUCAAAACAGGAAAAUAAAAAGCUUAAUUAAACGGUCAUAGUAGUUCUGUCUACUCAGUCUGUAUUUCUCCUGAUGGAAAUACUUUAGCUUCUGGUAGCGAUGAUAAGUCUAUCCGUCUAUGGGAUGUCAAAACAGGAUAAUAAAAAGCCAAAUUAGAUGGUCUUAGUAAUACUGUCUACUCAGUCUGUUUCUCUCCUGAUGGAAAUACAUUAGCUUCCGGAAGUGAUGAUAAGUCUAUCCAUUUAUGGAAUGUCAAAACAGAACAAUAAUAAGCCAAAUUAGAUGGUCAUACUAACACUGUCUGCUCAGUUUAUUUCUCUCCUGAUGGAAACACAUUAGCAUCUGGUAGUGGUGAUUAGUCUAUACGUCUAUGGGAUGUCAAAACAGGAUUAUAAAAAGCCAAAUUGGAUGGUCAUACUAGCAUUGUCUGGUCAGUCUGUUUCUCUCCUGAUGGAAAUACAUUAGCUUCUAGUAGUGUUGAUUAGUCUAUUUGUCUAUGGGAUGUCAAAACAGGAUAAUAAAAAGCCAAAUUAGAUGGUCAUACUAGUACUGUCUACUCAGUCUGUUUCUCUCCUGAUGGAAAUACAUUAGCUUCUGGUAGUAAUGAUAAGUCUAUCCGUCUAUGGGAUGUCAAAACAGGAUAAUAAAAAGCCAAAUUAGAUGGUCAUACUAGUACUGUCUACUCAGUCUGUUUCUCUCCUGAUGGAAAUACAUUAGCUUCUGGUAGUAAUGAUAAGUCUAUCCGUCUAUGGGAUGUCAAAACAGGAUAAUAAAAAGCCAAAUUAGAUGGUCAUACUAGUACUGUCUACUCAGUCUGUUUCUCUCCUGAUGGAAAUACAUUAGCUUCUGGUAGUAAUGAUAAGUCUAUCCGUCUAUGGGAUGUCAAAACAGGAUAAUAAAAAGCCAAAUUAGAUGGUCAUACUAGUUAUGUCUACUCAGUCUGUUUCUCUCCUGAUGGAAAUACAUUAGCUUCUGGUAGUAAUGAUAAGUCUAUCCGUCUAUGGGAUGUCAAAACAGGAUAAUAAAAAGCCAAAUUAGAUGGUCAUAGUGAUUAUGUCUACUCAGUCUGUUUCUCUCCUGAUGGAAAUACAUUAGCUUCUGGUAGUGAUGAUAACUCUAUUCGUCUUUGGGAUGUCAAAACAGGAAAAUAAAAAGCUUAAUUAAACGGUCAUAGUAGUUCUGUCUACUCAGUCUGUAUUUCUCCUGAUGGAAAUACUUUAGCUUCUGGUAGCGAUGAUAAGUCUAUCCGUCUAUGGGAUGUCAAAACAGGAUAAUAAAAAGCCAAAUUAGAUGGUCUUAGUAAUACUGUCUACUCAGUCUGUUUCUCUCCUGAUGGAAAUACAUUAGCUUCCGGAAGUGAUGAUAAGUCUAUCCAUUUAUGGAAUGUCAAAACAGAACAAUAAUAAGCCAAAUUAGAUGGUCAUACUAACACUGUCUGCUCAGUUUAUUUCUCUCCUGAUGGAAACACAUUAGCAUCUGGUAGUGGUGAUUAGUCUAUACGUCUAUGGGAUGUCAAAACAGGAUUAUAAAAAGCCAAAUUGGAUGGUCAUACUAGCAUUGUCUGGUCAGUCUGUUUCUCUCCUGAUGGAAAUACAUUAGCUUCUAGUAGUGUUGAUUAGUCUAUUUGUCUAUGGGAUGUCAAAACAGGAUAAUAAAAAGCUAUAUCAGAUGGUCAUAGUGAUUAUAUUAGACCUGUCUGUUUCUCUCUUGAUGGAAGUACGUUAGCUUUUUCUAAUCAUGAUAACUUAAUCAGUUUAUGGGAUGUUAAAACAGUAUAAUUAAAAUCUAAAUUAAAUUGCCAUAUUAAUGAUAUUAGAUUAGUCUGCUUCUCUCUUGAUGGAAAUACAUUAGCUACUAAAAGUGGAGAUGGCUCUAUCCGUUUAUGGGCUGUCUAAACAGGAUAAGAAAUUAAAGACUUAAAUAAUCGAUAUAACGAAAUAUUGGAAAAUUGCACGAUUUAGUUGUUAUAAAACAACCCUUUUACAGGUAUUUAGUAUUUAUAAUUUUUAGUUAACACUAUUAUUCCUAUUCUCUGUAUAUCCUAAACACCAAUCUUUUAAGCUAAAGAAGCUCUUGUCCUAAAUGGAGAGUUUAUUAAUUAGUAAGGCUACGAUUUAAGAUCGUUAUUAAAAUCAAGAGGAUGUUGUAUUUUGGUAAACAAAAUGCAACAAUGA
Messenger RNA from Paramecium primaurelia, 7561 nucleotides. The record is from the annotation of a GenBank genome assembly. Lineage: Eukaryota; Ciliophora; Oligohymenophorea; Peniculida; Parameciidae.